GUCGAAGAGACAAUGACUAAAAAUAAGAAGAAGAAGCUCAAGAGAAAAAGGAAGAAGCAGCGUGAACUGCUGGAGAAACAGCUGUCAGAGAUGGAAGGUGUAGCUGUUGAUCCCAGUGCUGUGAAUGGAUUUUUAGCUUCACCGACAUCUAUAUGUUCUUUUCCUGGUUACGAGAACAGGCUUUAUAACCAGUUAGGUUACAAAAAAAAAAAUCCGGCUUAUCCGCAACAUAUUCAUUAUGAAAAUAAUAAUGGUAAUCUGAGUGCAAGAGUUAAUGGAAGCGCUAAGCCAAGUGGUGCUGUGCUUACUCGUAUGUUAAGCGCUCCAUCUGAAGGCAGUUAUGACGUUUAUCAGUACUAUAAUUUGGCUCAUUUGACCCCUAGGAACAACACACAGGUGGACGAGAAGGAUUUGGCUGUAAGACAGUUUGAACGUACUAGCGAUAAUUUGGAUAUAAAUGGCAUGACUUUGGACGAUAGAAAAGUGGAGAGAUUAUCUGUUACGCCGGAAGACAGUGGGGACUUCCUUGUUAAACGAUCUUAUGCAGACUUUGAGGGACCCCUUAGAUCGCCUUUGGAACCUGAAUAUAAGCCGAUCACUGGUGAGGGUGAACUGCCUAUACCAUUUAGGCGAGUUGAUCCUGAUUACUUGGAUCCUAAUACUGAAAUUAAUGUCAAAAUUGCUGAUCUUGGGAAUGCAUGUUGGACGCACCACCAUUUCACCGAAGAUGUUCAAACUCGCCAGUAUCGUAGUUUGGAAGUCCUCAUUGGGGCAGGCUACGGGCCACCUGCCGAUAUUUGGAGCACAGCGUGCAUGGCAUUUGAAUUGGCAACUGGUGAUUAUUUGUUCGAGCCUCAUAGCGGCGAAACGUACACUCGCGACGAGGACCAUUUGGCACACAUAAUUGAGCUUCUUGGACCGAUAUCACCUAAUGUUUUUAAAAAAGGACUGCACUGGAGGGAAUUUUUUAAUAAGAAUGGUCGUCUGUUGCAUAUAAAACAGUUAAAACCAUGGUCUUUGGAAGAAGUACUAGUUCAAAAAUACGAUUGGCCAGAAGAAUCGGCACUUGAAUUUGCGUCAUUUUUAAAGCCGAUGUUAAUUUUUGAUCAAGAACUGAGAGCCAGUGCGCGGCAGUGUUUAGCACACGACUGGUUGAAACCGAAGAAGCCAGUAAUCCGUGCUGUCUUCCUUCCACCGGAAGUGGACUUAAAUGAUGAAGAUGGCUCUGAGUUCGGCGCUGAGAGCAACGGGUCAGCUGAAGACGUUUGUUCGAGCGAUAAAACGUUGUCAGGAUUGACCUGCCAGGUGGCCUGUUGUGUAUGGGUUUGCCGUUUGUGGCUUGACCUGUCCGUUGAUGAAGGAAUACUGGUCAAGCCUUGCGUCGGUAUAAGGGCAUUGAUACUAAGGCUUGGCUGUUUUGGGGGUGCAAUGUGUAUCAAUAUGUACAGUGGAUCUCAUAAAGAUAUGAGGGGGAUCGCUGGUGCCCAAGUGCUCUCUGUAGCACUAUUCCAGAAGAGCGUCGUGAACGUCGUAACACUGUCACCAAGCAAGUUGUUCUCAUCUCGGAAGGUGGGGUGCGUUGUCUUGAAUAGGUAG
Molecule: messenger RNA, 1596 nt
Organism: Enterobius vermicularis (human pinworm)
Lineage: Eukaryota; Metazoa; Nematoda; Chromadorea; Rhabditida; Oxyuridae
Source: the annotation of a GenBank genome assembly